CACCACUCAUCAUUAAAAAUAGCGAAGAGGGUGUGAGAGAGUGCGGUAGCAACAUAGCCCUCAAUGGCAAUUUGGUCGCUGGAGAAGGCUGCAUGAGCCCCGGAAUAUGUAUUUCGCUCAUGUCCUCAUCCGGGACCGACUCAACUUUAGGAUACUUUGACAGCAUCGUGGCUCCUUCCAAGCGUGUUCACCAAGUUUUUAUUUUUUUUUAGAUUGUAUUUUUAUGUAAUCGUUUUUCUUACAUAGGCUAUACAAUCAUUUUGAUUCCAUAUCUGAAUAGAUGUAUUGCCAGUCAACGUAGCUUUAUGAAGCACUCAACUAUUUGGGAAUUGCUCUGGGAAGAACAGGUGUUAAAAAUCUGCGGAUUCAAUACAAACAUUUGUUACAAAGUUGCAAUUUAGCGUUUGGAUAGAAACAACACAGGAAGAGAUCUUGAAGACGGAUGUAACUCCAUGACCAAUGUCGCGCGCGGUAACGAAUUUAUGAUUUGACAAAUGUUGCUCCCAACACUGUGACAGUAGUAUUUUCCUCGACGUGCUUUGGAUUUGUCUUCUACGUUCAACGAAUUGGACCAGUAGCCUAAUUAUCGGGCAGAAACCAAGACAUGGGGACUCAGGGCACCGGACGAAAAAGAAAUCCCAAUAAGGACAGGUCGACGGCCGAGGAUGAUGCCCUUAAUCUCAUAUCAAGAGAGGCAGAGGCCAGGUUGGCAGCGAAGAGGGCGGCCAGGGCAGAGGCCCGGGAAAUACGUAUGAAGGAGCUGGAGAGACAACAGAAAGAGAUCUAUCAGGUUCAGAAGAAAUAUUACGGCUUGGACAACAAACCAGACAAAGUAGACAGCGAAUGGGGACACAUCGAGCAAUGGAUGGAGGACAGUGAGAGGUACUCACGCCCCACACAGAGACAUACUUCGAUCUCAGACGAUGAUGAGCGGAUGUCUGUGGGCAGCCGAGGCAGUGUGAGGGACUCCUCCUCCCUUUCACAGGAGAAGGACAAGAAAUCCAAGAAAAAGAAGAAACACAAACACAAAGAUCGUGACAGCAACGGCUAUGACAAUGAGUACAGUGCUAUAUCCAGCCGGAGCUCCAGACUUGGUGAUGAGAGCACUAGCAGGGUCUCUCGCUCGUCCAGACUAGAUCUGCAGCCGAGCUCCAGACUCAGUGAUGAGAGCAUUAGCAAGGUCUCUCGCUCCUCCAGACUGGACCUGCAGCCGGCAUCCUAUGCUUCCUCUGACCUUAACAGCAACAAUGGUCUGUCCUCUUCUAGGCAACGGCUUUCUUCCUACGAGGGCUCUUUAUAUGAGGACAGCCUGUACAGUGGGUCUCGACGGGUGACCGGCUCCAGCUCUCGUCAUUCAGAGUACAAUAGUUAUCGCGGCAGCGGUUCCAGGGCAUCCUCCAGGGCCAGCUCAGCUCGUGCCAGCCCAGUGGAUGAUGACUGCAACUCUGUGGCCAGCUUCCUGCGCAGCGCGGCCACCAACAGUGGCCUGCCCAGAGACCUGGAUCACAUGACCAUCCCCAAUUUAUCGGACCUGGAGGACAGAGAUUACCUGGAAAAGGGAUCUCGAGCCGCUUCCACCCUAUCGGCAGCCACCCUCGCCUCGCUGGGCGGGUCUUCCUCCCAGAGAGAAAGUGGUGAGACGUCCAUCACUGGCGACACAGAAACCUCCAUACGAGAGAUCAAGGAGAUUCAUGAGCUGAAGGAUCAGAUCCAAGAUGUGGAGUCAAAGUACAUGCAGAGUCUCAAAGAAGUCAAGGAUACCUUAGUGGAGGUGGAGGAGAAGUACCGCAAGGCCAUGGUGUCCAACGCCCAGCUGGACAACGAGAAGAACAACCUGAUGUACCAGGUGGACACGCUGAAGGACUCGCUCAUGGAGCUGGAGGAGCUGCUGUCCGAGUCACGCCGCGAGUACGAAGGGAAGAGCAAGGACUUUGAGCGUGAGAAACAUGCCCACGGCGUGCUGCAGUUCCAGUUCAACGAGAUGAAGGAAACGCUAAAACAGAGCGAGGAGUUACUAACAGAGAUCCGUCAGAUGCGUCUCAAGCAGGACUGCUUUGUUAGGGAAAUCUCUGACCUGCAGGAAACCGUGGAGUGGAAGGAUAAAAAGAUUGGGGCCUUAGAGCGGCAAAAGGAGUAUUCGGAUGCCAUCCGAAAUGAGCGGGAUGAGCUCAGGGAUGAGGUGGUCCAGCUGAAAGACAUUCUGAAGAAACAUGGAGUUGUCCUCAGACCUGACCUGACUGCCAAUGGGGAAACGCUGGAGUUGGGCACUGAAGGGUCAGCCAGUGGAGAGCCAGGUUCUCAAUUGGCUCUGGACUCCCAGACGUCGCCCAUGGAAGGGGGGAACAGCAUGCUUGGCAGAGCUCAGGAGACGGCGUUGGAAAGUAGAGGGGAUAAGGUGGUGGAUCCAGGAAGGUCCAGGCAGCAAGAGGAUACACACGAGGAGGAGGCUCGAGAGAACCAUCUGACCUCGCCCACCCCCUGUAGCCUUGUUGGUGUUUCUGAAACAGAAACGCCAAGGGAGGCUCAGCCGUUCUCGCCCACAUUGCGGGAAGAGGUUGAAAUUGAAGGCAGUGAUGUCAACAAAGACUCUGACAAUACACCAGUAGUAGAGGUCAAAAGUGGACCGGUCUGUGAUGCUGAGGUACUUGUGGUUGUAACGGGUCCUGAGGAAGAGGUUACAGUAGCGGGGGAGGGGUACGAAGCAGCAGGUGUAGAGGGGACAGGGCAAGGCAGAGUAGAGGUUGCAAGCGAAGGGGAACUAGGAAUAGAAAAUGACGAGGCAGAUGAGGCAGAGACCAAAGUUGUCAAGAGCAGUGACAACACCAAAGAGACGUCCUCAAAAGAGCCUACCUCAGAAUAUGGUGCAGCAGCUGAACAAGAGAAAAACGAAUCGAGUAAAGAGGACGUGAAUUGUUUAGACUCAUAUCCUCUGCCUAGGGGAACCAUUGAGGACACCAUGAAAAAUGGCACACAGAUUAGCCAAGGGACAGACCUUGAUACUAGUAAGAGCCCAAUCAAAUCAAACCUUGAGCCUCAGAAAACAAAAAAGUCUGAAGUGUUACCAGAGAUAACUGACCUGCAGCCACAGGCCCAAGCAGGCAACAAGAAGAAGAAAGGCAAGAAGAAGAAGGGAGAGACACAAAGCGAUGUAAAGCAGGAAGACCAUAAGAAGAGCACAACAGAAACGUGUGUAGUCUCCAUGACAAAUGGCACACAGAUUAGCCUAGGGACAGACCUUGAUACUCCUAAGAGCCCAGUCGAAUCAAACCCUGAGCCUCAACAACCUGAGCCUCGGAAAACAAAAAAGGCAUGUGUGUUACCAGAGACCACUGACAUGCAGCCACAGUCCCAAGGAGGCAAGAAGAAAAAGAAAGGCAAGAAGAAGGGAGAGAAACAAGGUGAUGAAACGCAGGGAGAUGAGAUGAGCAAAACAGAAAAGGAUAUGGUCUCCACCCCAACCGAUAAGGAGCCAGUAGAGGCGGUAGGAGAGGGGGUUAUCACAAUAGAGACACAGCAGCAUCUAGAGGAGGGGACCAGUAGUUCACCAGAUCGAGAGCUCCAAACCAUAGCUGAGGAGGGACUGAACCUGAAGGAAGAACAACUAGAAGAAGACCGAGUAGAGGUUAAAAGCGAGGGGCCUACCAUUGAAGUAUCUCUGACUGACCAAGCUAAGAGUGAGGAGGUUGUCUCAAAGAAGAAAAAGAAGAAAAUGAAAAAGGACAAACACAAACCUACAAUGGAAUCGGCGAAAUCAGAAGGCGAGAUAUCAGUAUUAUCCCUUGAGUCCAACAUUGGUAUUGCUGAUCCUGUUGCUCACUCCAAGUGUAUAACCAGCGCUCAUAACCCUAUGGAGGAAUUAGAAUCGACAGCAAAUACUGGUACCCAAAAGGACGAGUCAGGGUACACAACCAACCCUGAUAACGUUGGAGACUGUUUGAACUCUUCAGCUGACCCAAAAUGUCCAUUGGACUCGAAACAGUCCACAGCUGGGAAUUCAAACAAUGUCAAAGAGGAAGGUGCAAUCACGGUCUCAGUUGAAGAGGCUCAAACAAUCCAAGACACAAAGGAACAGGGGAAUAACUUUCACAGUCCCAUCGUUCUAAGACCAGAGCUCAAGAAGAGCGUGGAACCUGAAGACCUUUUCUCCCAUGAUGGUGUCACUACUCACCCAGACCAGGCUAAUGAAAAUGCGACACAAGACCUAAAAGAGGCAGGUCAGGAUAAACAAAAUGGGAGCCCAGAAGAGCGUACAAAUGCACUUGAACAUGAAGACACUUCAAUGGCACUGCCAGCAAAUGUAGAGAAAUGCAACAAUUCAGCAGAUGAGAAAUGUUGUAGCAUAUCGCUUGACCGCAACUGCCCUGCUGCUGAGACCAUAAGACUGCCUGAACAACUGGUGGAUAUACUUGAUUGUCCAGUCACUGACAGGCACUUGUAUGACAACAACAAGCCAGAAACAGCAUCAAAUGGAGGGAUCUCUACAGAGACCGAGCUGAACGCUACAGAAACACGACUACAGGACCCAUUAAAAGAAACUCCGGUGACAAUUGACUCUUUUAGGGAACAGAGCCACAAUGAAAGUGGACCAUGCACUAUGGUGGCGAAAGCAGAAGAGCAAGAUGAUCCCAUUGAGGCCAAGCUGGAGGGUAACGAGGUACCUGGACCCAGUGAGCAGUGGAAUGACGAGGAGAAUGAAAAUGAGGGUCAAUCGUUUGACUUUUCUGACCUCGUUUCAGUGAUUCCUGCAAAUGUAUUCCCAAUAACAUCCCAAGAGGAGGUCAGCCAGGAAAUGAGAACGAUGUCGGUAGGAUACAAAAUGGAGGUAGAGCCUGGUAAAGAGGAGGCUAACGAGGAAGAGGAGGAUGACAAACCGCAGGACACAGAGGGAGUUAGCGCGAUAGUGGCACAGCAAUCAAUUGAAGGGGGGUCAGAUAAUGCACCAGAGGAGCUCCGAAGGCCUGAAGAAAAAGCACAAACCAUAGUCGAGAGCCAGAACGUGAAUGAAGAACAACAACUAAUCACAUUAGAGGAAGGGGUUAGUGUAACAUACAAUCAGAAAGACAUUGCAGAGGAGGGAGUGAGUGUGACUGUUGAACAUCAAGGUGUAGAAGAGAGCGAGAGGCAGCAGAAUGUACCUGCGGUAGAGGCUUUGCCAGUAGAAGAGGGCGAAGAGGCAAUCCAGUAUGGGUCACAGCAGGGUAGAAGAGAAAGUAGUCGAAGUACAGAGGAUUCAGCAGAGGGCGACAAUGAGCAAUCUAGGACAGGCUUGAAAAAAGGCAGUAAGAAAGUAAAAGGCAAGGGAAAAGAGGACUGCCGAAUGUCCUAGUUUUUAGGUCUGCACUCAAUAUAAACAACAGCAAAUAUUUAUAAAAGUGCAAAGUCUCAACUACUACAGCCAAAGCAAGUACCAUUCAAAUUCCUUCCAAAGUUAUAAUUCGAUGUACUGUAUUUUGAGGUCCAAAAGUAUUUGUGACACUUUUUUUGUUUUGGCUUUGUAUUCCAGCACUUUGGAUUUUGAAAUGUAUACAAUGACUAUGAGGUAAAGUGAAGACUGUCAGCUUUAAUUUGAGCGUACUUUUUGUUCAGCACUUUUUGUACAUGCUCUAUUUUAGGGAACCAAAAGUAUUUGGACAAAUUCUUUUGUGUGUUAAAGUAAUCAAAAGUGUAGUAUUUGUACCUAUAUUUCUAGUACUCAAUGACUACACGCAGCUUGUUGGAUGCAUUUGCAGUUUGUUUUGGUUGUUUCAGAUUAUGUUGUGCCCAAUACAUUAUUUACCAUUACAUUUCUAUUGUCACUUUUAUUGUAUAUACGAAUAGGAUGUUUCUAAACACUUCUACAUUAAUGUGGAUGCUACUAUGAUUACGAAUAAUGAUGAGUGAGAAAGUUAGAGGCACAUAGACCAUAACCCCAAGACAUGCUAAACAGGAGAGGUUGAGGGGGAUUAUGUGUAGGGCUCUGUAAUUUUCUCACUCAUCAGUAUUCAUGAUUUCAUUCAUGAUUAUCCAAAAUCAUUGUAGCAUCCACAUUAAUGUAGAAGUGUUUAGAAAUAUUCUAUUCUUAUUUACAACAAAAGUGACUCCAAAAUGACACAAUACAUAAUUUACCAUACAUUUCUAUUGGACAUAAGCUUGAUGUAGUCAUUGCUUGGAAUAUGGGACCAAAUACUAAACAUUUGACUACUUUAAUGCACAUAAGUGAAUUUGUCCAAAUACUUUUGGGCCCCUAAAAUGGGGGGACAUUGUACAAAACGUGCAGUCAUUUCUAAACGGGUACCCCAAUUUGGAUGAAAAUACCCUCAAAUUAAAGCUGACUAUGAUAUACAUUAGACAUAUAAUGGCCAUGUAACAACAAAUAUGCCACUGUCCAAACACUUUGACUUCACAGCAUGUGGGUAUUUUAGCUAAUUUUUAGGGAAGUUUGCCAUAAGGGGUGGGUAAUCUUACCACGCAGGCUGUUUUUCCCCAAACAAGCAGUAACACACCUGAUUCAACUAAGAAAACCAUUCAUUUAAGACUAGUAGUAGUUGAUAAGUAGAAUCAAUCAAAUGUGUUACUACUUACCUGGCCCUGGUAGGGUACAUUGCCCAUACUCUCGUAUAAAUCUGCAGCACCUAUAUACCUAUACUGUAAUAAUGUAAUAUUGAUUGAAUGACAGUAUGUUUUUCUUCAUCUAUUCAAGGUACAAUGUUUAUAUUGCAAUGCAUGAUAUUCGUAUCGUCAUACCGUCCUUCUCUCAUCCUGUGAUUUAUGGAAUUACCGGCCUAGUACACAAGGGGGCGCCCCCCAAAAACAUUGGCCGUCUUACCAGAAUGCUAACAAAAUUGGCACAAGUAAUAGGGAAUUUCCAUGGAGGCUGCUAGCUAAAUAUGUUAACGAGCCCAAACGAAAAUAAACAAAUUGCAAAGACAGGCAAUCCAGCUCAUAAAGGUAUACAUAUAUAGGUAGGAGCUACCAAAUGUCAUGUUUGGACAUUUACAAGCGAAAUGUGAAUGACGGACAUUGUGCAAAUUAAGUUUUGACGCAUGCUUGUCUGAAGUAAAAACAGUACUGGCACUGGAGCAGCAUGUGUACACACUUUGUCUGUGUGGAGUCGCUAGGGAAGGGGCCUGCCUGCUCAGACAGAACGUGAACGAAGAGGAGAAAAAAACGCAAGGAAAUCAAGCAGUGGCAGCCUUACAGAUAAUUCAUCCAACGGGCUUUGAGCUCUCAAACACAGCAGAAAGCUAACACCAAACGAUGCCCCGUCACCUUAUCAAUUCAGCCACUUUAAUUUACGUUAAUGCAGAAUUCUGUGUUUUUAACGCAGGAGAAAAAAUAUAAAACAUAUAUCUUGCUGAAUUUUGUAAACGCAGAUCUAAAAUGCUUCUAAAAAUUUCUGCUCGGCAUCAGACUACUUUUGUGCUUCAGUUUCACUUCUCCACUCAAACGAGCAUUCUAUCAGCAGACAGUUCUCUGAAUGAUGUGUAGCUACUUUUCUGAUACUUUUCUCAGUGUAGCCAGACUACUUUUCUCUUGUAAAAUGCAAGAUGAACUUUAACCAAAACAUUAGAAAGAAUGUAGCCAGCUACUUUUCCUAUGAUAAACAUUCGAAAUACAGUAUGAUGGCCAUGCAUCGUUUUUGCAAGAAAGACCUUGCUUUUUCAUUGUAAGCUCAUUUACCUGUGUGGCUGCCAGCCAAAUAGCGUUGCACUUCUGUUGAUAAAAAGGAAGCUAUUUUCUGUCGAAUGUGCUGCACUAAUGUAUUUUCUGUGAAGGAAAACUAUAGUUGCACUUCCCUGAUCACUCUUGAAGCAAAAAAACACUUGACUUUAAAUAUAAAAUGCGACCCUUGUCAAUACACAGCUGGACUGCUCCCGCUUUCUCCCAUUGUGCUAUUUACAAACAAACAUGUUAAGAGUAGGAGUGUUAACCCCGGUGUUCUGGCUAAAUUCCCAAUCUGGCCCUUAUACCAUCAUCGCCACCUAAUCAUCCCCGGCUUCCAAUUGGCUCAAUCAUCCCCAGGACAUUGCUGUAAAUGAGAAUGUGUUCUCAGUCAACUUACCUGGUACAAUAAGGGUUAAAUAAAGAAAUAAAAAUAAACUAUCAACUGUUCUGGGGGAAAUACGGUAAGCUUCAUAAUGUGUAAAGAAGAACGCGAUCUGCUGCAUCUGCUAACGUAUUGCACAAGUUGACUGCAGGUGCUUUCCUUAAAAAGUAGCUACAAAUAUAACUCUUUUUUUGUAAACUUAAAAGACCCAGUUUUCCCUGGCUAUUUCUAAAAACGGUAUACCGCCCAAGCCUCGUCCAAAGUUUGCCCGGAACAACAAAAAUAUUUUCUUGCUUGGUGUAUUUUGACGAAGAGAGAAACUAACCGAUUGAGAUUUGUCUCAUGCCAUUGAAAUAAAAAUCCUCCAUGUUACAAGUCCAUUCCAUGUAGGCAAUGAUAUCAGGUUAAAUCCAAGCCCUAGGAUAUCAUGUGCAUACUAUAAAAUUGCUUUGUGUUCAGUAUAUGCCAUGUUUCCUGAAUUCAUAUGAUGAUAUGACUGCUAGACAAAUUGUAUACCGUGUAAGAAUAUGUCUCCCUUGUUAAUCACUGGUCUAAAUGUUUCUUCGUGUGCACUUUUUGUAAGGAAAUACCUUCUGACCCUUUCCAUGAUUUGAAUAAAAUAAGUGAUUACAAACUUUGAGAAAUACA
This is a messenger RNA of Salvelinus fontinalis (brook trout), 8674 nucleotides long. Its product is annotated as leucine-rich repeat flightless-interacting protein 2-like. Gene Ontology annotation, molecular function: RNA polymerase II cis-regulatory region sequence-specific DNA binding; DNA-binding transcription factor activity, RNA polymerase II-specific. The transcript has 22 exons. NCBI's taxonomy places the organism in Eukaryota, Metazoa, Chordata, Actinopteri, Salmoniformes, Salmonidae. The record is from RefSeq and is a predicted model, not a curated record. The coding region runs from base 605 to 5326 and encodes 1573 amino acids. Gene Ontology annotation, biological process: regulation of transcription by RNA polymerase II.